Molecule: messenger RNA, 1743 nt
Organism: Gymnodraco acuticeps
Lineage: Eukaryota; Metazoa; Chordata; Actinopteri; Perciformes; Bathydraconidae
Gene: ldb3b
Product: LIM domain binding 3b
Exons: 10
Coding region: 342-1211 (289 amino acids)
Biological process (GO): muscle structure development; heart development; actin cytoskeleton organization
Cellular component (GO): filamentous actin; Z disc; adherens junction
Molecular function (GO): muscle alpha-actinin binding; actin binding
Source: RefSeq, a predicted model, not a curated record
CUUAGGCUGUCUGUCCCUCGCCCUCAGCAACUCUGCAGGCAAGAAACUCUUCUCUCUUGUUAUUAACUUUAAAGUUGACCUUUUGGAGUUUGCACUUUCUAAACUUUGAGAGGUCCCACAGCACCUGACCAACCCACCCCACACCAACACCACCCCUGGGUGUUUGUCCUGAGAGCUGGGAGCAGACAGGAAGAUAAGCCAGGCCUGACGGAGAAGAAGCUACCACCGAGGCCGACCGGGACAAAAGGAUAUCAGUGGAGGACGGGAACACAGCACCAGGAGGAGAAAACACACAGCAAGCAGGAGUUGUUAGCGGGAGGAGUGUUGACGUUUGACCCAAGAUGAGUUCGUACACAGUGACUCUGAAUGGCCCUGCUCCAUGGGGCUUCAGACUACACGGAGGAAAGGACUUCAACAUGCCACUCACCAUCUCCAGGAUAACUCCGGGGAGCAAGGCGGUGGGCGGCAGCUUGGCCCAGGGCGACAUCAUCUCAGCCAUCGAUGGGGUCACCACCGAGGGGAUGACGCACAUGGACGCCCAGAACAAGAUCAAGUCUGCCUCCAACACACUGGCACUCACCAUGCAGAAAUCAAGACGUGCAGCAGCAUUUUCAACUCCAAGAAUGGACUCCCCCAUGCCAGUCAUCCCCCACCAGAAGGUUAUCGCAAACACAGCUGCAAAUAUGGAGUACACCCCCAGCUUCAACCCCAUUGCUCUGAAAGACUCGGCCCUGUCCACCCACAAGCCCAUUGAGGUGAGGGGUCCGGGUGGAAAGGCCACCAUUGUUCACGCCCAGUACAACACACCAAUCAGCAUGUACUCACAGGACGCCAUCAUGGACGCCAUUGCAGGGCAAUCGCAGACUAAAGGGCACGACAGCGAAGAGGUGGGCUCCCCCUUGUCUGGAUCUCUGCCCAUCAAGGACCCCGUGGUAGACUGUGCAUCUCCAGUUUACCAGGCAGUGAUCAGGCCAUUAGGAGAUACGAACGAUAGUAUGUCUGAAUGGGCUCGUCGUGCUGCCAAUCUGCAGUCCAAGAGCUUCAGGAUGCUGGCCCACAUCACUGGAACUGAAUACAUGCAAGACCCAGAUGAGGAGGCACUGGCGAAGUCGAGAGAGAAGUUUGAGUCAGAGGUGAAAGGUCCCCGCUUUGCCAAGCUGAAGAACUGGCACCAAGGACUGUCUUCACAGAUCCUCAACGUCCAGGAAUAAAGAAGAGGAGGAAAAAGAAGAGGAGGACAUGUAAAGGAAGAAAUGGACAAAAGCACAGGAGUAAAAAGGAAAAGGGGAUAAAUUAUGGAAGGAUAAAAAAGGAACAGGAGGAGGAGGAAACUCCUCAGGAAUGUGAGAUAGUGUUGUAGCCUAGAUUAGUAUGUGAGAUAUUAACUGUUAGUGUGAGAAUGCUAUGUGUUCAUAAGCUCAAUAUCACCUGUCAAAUGUAUCCGUCCGCUGCUAAACCUGAUCUCGAUUUGGGUUUUUCUUUCUCUCUUUUUUUCAGUUUGUUUUAGUUCUGUCUCUCUUAAAUCAAAGGGAAAUUGUACAAAAAAUAAUCAAAUGCAGAACUGAUGUUUCUUUUAGUACAUAAACGGCAUUCACAAACGUAUGAGUUUUAACACUAAGCAUGCUUGUGAGAAAGCAAAAGAUGCACACAUAGAGAUUUACCUACAUGCACAAAUACAGUAUGUAAAAACGCACUCACAAAUGUACUUAUAUCAAUGUGAAUAAAUGUUUUCUUAAAACCAAA